Messenger RNA from Prosopis cineraria, 1835 nucleotides. RefSeq lists its product as uncharacterized. NCBI's taxonomy places the organism in Eukaryota, Viridiplantae, Streptophyta, Magnoliopsida, Fabales, Fabaceae. The transcript has a single exon. The coding region runs from base 330 to 1634 and encodes 434 amino acids. The record is from RefSeq and is a predicted model, not a curated record.
ACAAAAAAGUUCACACUUCACAGUUCACACUCCACAUCUCAGUUGCUGAUUGCUCAGGGAGAAAAGAGAGAAACCGCGUUUUAGGAGAAUUCGGCACUGUAUCUCCUUGCGCCAUGUGAUGGGUUCCUCCUCUCGCAUUUAACACUCCCUUCCCCUCUUAAUUCCAUUGAUUCACUUUCCUUAUCUCUCUGACACUCUCUCUCCCCCUCUUCAAUACAACUCAUCAAUUCCUUCACUGUUAAGUAGUAUCAAUCAUCAUCAUCCACCUGCUGCAGCCCUGGUUUCAUUUAUAGAUCUUCAAUUGAGUGUCACCUCGGUUUUUGUUGCAAAUGGCUCCACCAACGUACUUGGGUUGCAGAAGAGUUGUUCUGUUGUUCUGUAUUCUUUCUUUUCUGUUUGUUUCUGUUUGUUUCAGUGACUGCUCAGAAUCGCAACCUCAGAGCAAAGAGUUUGCUGGUGGAAGGAGAAUGUUGGAGGCACAAAAGGAAGAGCCUACUGUGAAAAAGACCAAGCCAAUCAAGCCUAAUCUUUCUCUUAAAAAUCAGACCAAGCCCGUCAAAUCCAACCUAUCCGCCAAAAAUCAGACCAAGCUUGCCAAAGUCGGUUCCGAUUCAUCGUCCAAAUCCAUACCCACCCUUCUCGCCGAUACUGUGGUCAAGAAGCUGAAUUCUACCUCCAAGAACAAGAAGCUGAAUUCCACCAAAUCAACCUCAAUUUCCACCAAAAAAUCCUCAGGUCUUCUCAAAGAAAGUGAUGCCAAGAACAAAACGACCAAAUCCACCGCCGCCAAGGAAACCAAGGUUAAAGCAGAUCAAAAGCUGGAGCUCGAAUCUGAGAAGCCGAACAAGAAUAAGAACGCGGAGAAGAAGUCCGGGCAACAGAAACCAAAGAAACAAACGCCACCGAGCUGGAUCGAGCAAGACGACAACGACGACGAUUUCGUUUCAGAGUUGAAAGAUCUGCCCACCAAGUUUCAGCAGUCGAUCAUUCCAGACCUCACGAAAAUCUCAAGCACCUCCAGAAUCUACAUAAGCAAAGCCAAUAAAGAAAUCACAAAAGGAUUCAAACCCUAUGUCGGCAACACAUACGCACCCACCAUCGCCACCGUACUCUCUUGCGCAUUCCUCCUGAUCCCUCUGGUUUUGGUCUCUCUCAUUUUCAAUCGAAUCAAAGCUUACUUCUCUCUCCAGAGACUCCUAAUCUUCAUCCAAGUCUAUCUCUCCAUCUACUUCUCCAUCCUCUGUCUCUCGUCGCUGAUCACAGCGCUUGAGCCCCUCAAGUUUCUAUACGCUACUUCGCAGUCCACCUACGUCUGUCUACAGGUGCUGCAAACUCUGGGUUACGUAUUGUACCUCCUACUGCUGCUGAUGUACCUGAUCCUAGUCUUCUCGACAGAUUGCGGGCCGGGCUCGAAAUUCGUGGGCCUGACCCAGACAUUCGUCGGCUUGGCCGUCGGGUUGCACUACUACGUGACGGUGUUUCACAGGGUGGUGCUGAAGCAACCGCCAAAGACGAAUUGGAAGAUUCACGGCAUAUAUGCCACGUGUUUUCUGAUGAGCUGUGUGAUUGCAAAGGCUGAUAGAAGGAAGAAGGCUUACAUGGUGGACGGAGCAGAAGAAGGCAAGAAGAAUUAGAUUAAAGUAAAUUGAAUUGAAUUUAUGCCGGAGAUUAAGGUUCUUCAUGUACCGCAAGGAAUUUGGCAUGGAGGGACGAUAGUAAAAGUUUGAUGUUCUUCUAUAUUUGGCUAAAAGCAUUUGCGUCUACGCCUCUUUUUUUUCCCCCCCUCUCUCUCUUCAGAUAUAUGUAUAAAUAAAUACAUUUUUUAUUUUUGUUUU